AUGACCAAAAAUAAUGAAGACGGCGACAGCUGCUCCGCGUGCAUGAGUCGGCCUCGCACCGUUCAGAACCAGCCAUGCGGCCACGCGAUGCUCUGCGAGCUUUGCACCUUCAGGAUCAUCGAUCCGCGGUCGCAAUCGUGCCAGUGCCCGCUGUGUCGCCGCGAGGUGACGAGCUUUAGGUUCCUGCCAUCCACCAAUGCGGGUGUUGUUCGCGCAGCAAGGAUGGAUACCUACGAGGUAGCUGCGGAUGACUCGGCUGCGCUUGACUGGCCGACGGAGCUCCGACAGGCGGCGGCUCUACUGGAGCAGGGCGAGCUGCGGCAGGCGCUGGAGAAGGCCGCCAGCGUGGUUGGUGCGCUUGAGCUGAAGCUGCAAGCCUCGACGGCAGAGCCAGAGCCCACUGGCGAGGCUGGAGCGCAGGCGUUUGCGACGCUACUCGAGUUUCUGCAGGCAAUGCAGGACAGCGACUCGGAGGAGGUGGCGGCGGCGGCUAGCACGCGAUUGUACCCGACGGCGUGA
This is a messenger RNA of Emiliania huxleyi CCMP1516, 519 nucleotides long. RefSeq lists its product as hypothetical. The coding region runs from base 1 to 519 and encodes 172 amino acids. The transcript is spliced from 2 exons. NCBI's taxonomy places the organism in Eukaryota, Haptophyta, Isochrysidales, Noelaerhabdaceae. The record is from RefSeq and is a predicted model, not a curated record.